CUUCCGGUUUCUGACGUUCCUCGUCAGACAUGGGACCGAGGUCCGAAUCACCACUAGUUAAUGAUGUGUCUUAGGUCCCGUUGUUCGUAAACAGAAUGAGAUAAAAUGGAGAGUGUAAAGACGGAGUCUGCUGCGGCUGAAGAGGACGAGUGUUCAGAUUCAGAGGUUUUAUGUUUGAUGAGAGUCGGGAGAAAUUCAGACUGGUUGCGCUUGUUCGACAACACAGAGAUCACCGUUGGACGUGGAGUGGAUGUAACCUACCAGUUGCUGUCUCCAAGUUGUCCGCUGAUGAUCUCCAGACUGCACUGCACUUUAAAGAAAAGGGAAGACGGACGGUGGACAGUCACUGACAGGAAGAGUCUCAAUGGUGUAUGGGUCAAUGGAAACCGUAUUCCUGCUGAAGAAGCCUUUCAGCUGAAGCUGGGAGACUCCAUACAACUUGGGGUUCCUGCAUUUGGAAGCAGUGUUGAGUUUGACUAUAUACUUGUGCAGAGGCCUCUAAAGGACAUUAGACACUGUCUAGCAAAGGAGCAUAGAGCGGUUGCUGAAGCAUAUACUCCCAAGAAGUCCAAGAGGAAGUUAAGUGCGGAAGAAGUUGAGCCCUCUACCUCAAAGUCCAAGCUCUACUGCUGCUCUUCAGCGGACAAGAUAUUUGCAAAACCCUGCCCUCUGCCUUCAAUAAAACGCCGGCAGAGGCUCAGUCACACCCAGUCAGCAGAAAGUGGACCCAGCAGACAAGCCCAAGAAGUAGACCGGCCUUCUGAUGAGUCCAGAACCUCCUGUGAUGUGGACAACUUACAGAUGUACAGCCAGAAUAUUCUGUUACUGAGGGAACAGGUGGAUGAUACCCAGAGGCAAGUAGCCUCUCUGGAGGAAGAGCCCCAAAAGGCCAACCUGCUCAGAGAGGAACAGGUCAGGGAGCUGCAGACUCAACUGGAGACUCUCCGAGCCAAAAUGCACCGUAUGGAGACAUUAGAAAAGUCUUUCAGUGAAACCAAGAGGCAACUAGAGGCAGAGAAAACACAGCAACAAGAGGAGUUACUGAAAAAACAAUUGGAUGAAGCCUUACAAGAACAAAAGAAAGUGAUCGAUGAACUUUCCCUCUCUCGACAAGGCUUUGAGGAGAUUCUUUUGGCCAAAAACAAAGAGCUGGAAGUGACAAAGGAGGAGAAAGAAAAGGCAAGAGCGCAAAAAGAAGAGGUUGUGACACAAGUCACAGAGGUUCUCGAAAAUGAGCUUCAGUGCAUCAUCUGCUCUGAACUCUUCAUUCAGGCAGUCAUCCUGAACUGUGCUCACAGCUUCUGCUGUCACUGCAUCCAGCAGUGGCGCAAAAAGAAGAAUGAGUGUCCCAUCUGCAGACAGACCAUCCUGUCCCAGACCCGCUGUCUGGCCCUGGACAACUGUAUUGACGGCAUGGUGGAAAAUCUGAGCCUGGACAUGAAGGCAAGGCGUCAGGCACUCAUCACUGAGAGGAAAGCAGCCAUUUCUGAAGAGGUGAUGGUGAUCCACGAUGACGACAGCAGCGGCGGCUACAUUGAGAGCGACAGCGACAGUGACAGCAGCAUGGUGUCCAUAGAUAGCAGACUGAGCUCUGUGGUCUCUACGGACACAGAUAGUAGUAGUUUGCCCCCGGAACCCAAUUCGUCGUCCAACAGUGAUUACUCAGGCGAAAGUUAUGACAGCUUUGAAGUUUAACCCAGUUCUUGUGUGGGUUACUGCGCUUCGGACUGUUUGGUGUUUGCCUUUCCCUGGAGUCCUUCCGGGGCCUUUAACAUAUUGAGCGCAAUAUUUCAAGUUUCGUAAGGUCUAAUAAACAUAUUCAAUUAAGGUUUAUAUUUUCUUUAAGGUUGUUGAUGUAUUAUGUUUAUUUUCAAUCAAAGGAAUAAAGUUUACUGUGUCAUUUUCCA
Molecule: messenger RNA, 1907 nt
Organism: Betta splendens (Siamese fighting fish)
Lineage: Eukaryota; Metazoa; Chordata; Actinopteri; Anabantiformes; Osphronemidae
Gene: rnf8
Product: ring finger protein 8, E3 ubiquitin protein ligase
Exons: 9
Coding region: 106-1695 (529 amino acids)
Biological process (GO): protein K48-linked ubiquitination; ubiquitin-dependent protein catabolic process; double-strand break repair
Cellular component (GO): cytosol; site of double-strand break; ubiquitin ligase complex
Molecular function (GO): ubiquitin protein ligase activity; histone binding
Source: RefSeq, a predicted model, not a curated record